Molecule: messenger RNA, 1901 nt
Organism: Corylus avellana
Lineage: Eukaryota; Viridiplantae; Streptophyta; Magnoliopsida; Fagales; Betulaceae
Source: RefSeq, a predicted model, not a curated record
CAUAGUAUGCUACCUUCAGUAAAGGCCUUUCUCAAUGGCUCUUCAUCUUCUUGCUUCAGUCCACAUGCUCCCAUUAAAACGUUCCAUGGCAGUACUUGUAACAUCCGGAAGUGUCAAUGUUUCUCGUCCUUUCCAAUGCAGGGCCACCAACGAAAUCUCAAGUACUAAUUCCAAUAUUACUAGUGUUCGGCGAUCAGCAAAUUAUCAACCUCCCAUUUGGCACUAUGAUUACAUCCAGUCACUUACAAGUGAAUAUGUGGGGAAAUCAUGCACCAGACGGCUUGAUAAGUUGAAGGGAGAAGUGAGAAUGAUGUUUGACGACAAAGAGGUGGAUCCUCUGGAGCAACUCGAGCUGAUUGAUAUCCUGCAAAGACUUGGAUUAUCAUAUCACUUUGAGGAUGAAAUAAGAAGCACAUUGGAAGGUGUAUACAUGAAUACCAACCAUGGUAUAUGCAAGAAGGAGAAGAACUUAUACGCCACUGCUCUUGAGUUUAGACUGCUAAGACAACAUGGAUAUAGUGUGCCUCAAGAUAUUUUCAAUAGUUUCAAGAAUGAGAUAGGGAACUUCAAGGAAUUGCAUCGUGAAGAUACUAAGGGAAUGCUUUGCUUAUAUGAAGCUUCGUUCCUUUUGAUAGAAGGUGAAAGUAUCUUGGAGGAAGCAAGAGAUUUCACAACCAGACAACUCAAAGAGUACAUAAAGCAAAACAAAGAUCGAAAUCUUUAUGUUAUGGUGAGCCAUGCCUUGGAGCUUCCGCUACAUUGGAGGAUGCUAAGGCUUGAAGCGAGGUGGUUCAUUGAUGUAUAUAGGAGCAUAGAGGACAUGAACUCUACCUUGCUUGAGCUUGCAGAAUUGGACUUCAACAUAGUACAAGCAGCCCACCAAGAAGAUCUUAAACAAGUGUCAAGGUCGUGGAGGAGCAUCGGCUUUGGCGAAAAGUUGAGCUUUGCAAGGGAUAGGUUGAUGGAGAGUUUCUUAUGGGCAGUGGGAAUAAUAUUUCAGCCUCAGUUCGGAUAUUGUAGGAGAAUGUUAGUGAAGGUCAUUGCACUGAUAACUACAAUCGAUGAUGUUUAUGAUGUAUAUGGCACCUUGGAGGAACUUGAGCUCUUCACAGAUGUUGUUGAGAGAUGGGAUACCAGUGCAAUGGAUCGGCUCCCAUACUAUAUGAAGAUAUGUUUUCUUGCUCUCCACAAUUCCAUUAAUGAAAUGGCCUUUGACACUCUUAAAGAACAAGGAUUCCAUAACAUUCAGUACCUUAAAAAAGCUUGGGCAGGUUUAUGCAAAUCUUACUUGCUGGAAGCAAAGUGGUAUUACAGCGGAUAUACACCAUGCUUUCAAGAAUACGUUGAUAAUGCAUGGGUUUCAAUAUCAGCACCAGUUGUAUUAGUGCAUGCUUAUUUUCUUGUCACAAAUCCAAUAACAAAGGAAGCUUUGGAUUGCUUGGAAGAGUACCCCAACAUAAUUCGUUGGUCAUCAAUGAUUGUACGACUUGCAGAUGAUCUUGGAACAUCUAAGGAUGAGUUAGAAAGAGGUGAUGUUCCAAAAUCAAUCCAGUGUUACAUGAAUGAAACUGGUGCAACUGAAGAAGAUGCCCGUGAGUACAUAAGGUCUUUGAUUAGUAACACGUGGAAGAAGAUAAAUGAAGAAAGAGCUGCGGAUUCUCCCUUCUCUCAACCAUUUAUUGAAAUCGUAAUGAACCUUGGGAGGAUGGCUCAAUGCAUGUACCAGUACGGGGAUGGACAUGGUGUUGUAGACCGUGAAACUAAGAAGCGCAUAUUAUUAUUAUUCAUUCAUCCUGUUCCUCUACAGAGGGAUCAACUCGUUAAAACAUGAUGGUCUUUAUCCUUUUCUGUUUUUAAUUUUGAAGUGAUCAAAUGUACUCUACUUGUAACGUCUAUUUCUU